AUGAACACAACAAAAGAAGAAUUUAAUAUCCCGAAUGUAAUUAUUGAUCCUAAAACACGUGCUCAAUAUGCUAAAGGAAAAUUUCUUGGCAAAGGAGGUUUUGCCCGAUGUUAUGAAUUAACUGAUGUUAAUACUGGUCAAAUAUAUGCUGGAAAAAUUGUACCUAAAACAAUGCUUGUAAAACCUCAUCAAAAAGAAAAAAUGCAACAAGAAGUGACAAUUCAUCAAUCACUUACACAUAAACAUAUUGUUCAAUUUUUUUCAUAUUUUGAAGAUGAAAAUUAUGUUUAUAUUAUCCUUGAACUUUGCCGACGACGAUCAUUAAUGGAAUUACAUCGACGACGUAAAACAGUAACCGAACCUGAAACACGUUAUUUUGUUAAACAAAUUGUUGAUGCAUGUUUAUAUUUACAUGAAAAACGAAUUAUUCAUCGAGAUCUUAAAUUAGGAAAUUUAUUUCUUAAUGAUCAAAUGGAAAUUAAAAUUGGAGAUUUCGGUUUAGCAACUCGAAUGGAAAAUGAUUCAGAUCGAAAACGAACACUCUGCGGUACGCCAAACUAUAUUGCACCUGAAGUAAUCAAUAAGAAAGGUCAUGGUUAUGAAGUUGAUGUAUGGAGUUUAGGUUGUGUUCUUUAUACACUAUUGAUUGGUAAGCCACCAUUUGAAACUACCACAUUGAAAGAUACAUAUUCUAAAAUACGUAAAAAUGACUAUGAAAUUCCACCGAAUUGUAUAAGUCCUGAAAGUUGUUUACUUAUUCAACGUUGUUUACAACAUGAUCCACAAGAACGUCCAUCGAUGCGUAAAAUCUCUCAAGAUAUAUUUUUUUCUGGUUUUACUCCAGCAACUUUACCAACAUCUGUUUGUACAAUUGCACCACGUUAUUCCGUUAUGCCACCUACAUAUCAAUCACAACAAACAUUAAUAAAUCCUAAUAAAGUUACAAAAGUUAUUCAGCAACCUCCACCACCAUCAGCACAACAAACACAACAGCAACAACAACAGUAUCGUCGUCCAUUUAGUGAACAACAACAAAACGAACAAGCAUUAGUUGCAACACGUCAUCAAACAGCUAUGUCGUUGCCAACACCAAUAUUAAUGAAUGAACGUUCGAAAGACGCUGUGAGUCUUAAUGGACGUUUAACAUCAGCUGCAUCAAAACAAACCGAUAUUAUUUUAUCAUCACAAAUGGUUCGACAAAUAACAAAUGCUGAUAAUGAUGCAUUUGUACCACCUGGAGCAACAAAUGAAGAAAUUAGUGAUGAUUUACAUUUAGCUAAUGAUCUUCUUAGACAAUUAGAUCAUUUAAUACAAUCAAAACCAAAUGAAAUGAUUGAUAAACAUGAAGAUGAAGCUGAAGAUCCAGCAUCAGCACCUAUGCUUUGGAUAUCAAAAUGGGUUGAUUAUUCAGAUAAAUAUGGUUUAGGUUAUCAAUUAUGUGAUGAUUCAGUUGGUGUUUUAUUUAAUGAUUCAACACGUUUAAUAAUGACAGCUGGUGGUGCAGAAAAUCUUCAAUAUAUUGAUAGAGAAGGUAUUGAACAUCUAUGUACAAUGAAAGAUUAUUCGGAACAAUUAAAAAAGAAAGUUACUUUACUUAAAUAUUUUACUUCCUAUAUGGAUGAACAUCUACUUAAAGCUGGUGCUGCACAAGCUCCUCGACCUGGAGAUGAACUUUCUCGACUUCCAUGUGUUAAAUCAUGGUUUCGUACACGUAAUGCGAUUGUUUUUUAUCUUUCCAAUGGCACAUUACAGAUAAAUUUCUUUCAAGAUCAUACAAAAGUUAUUUUAUGUCCGUUAAUGAGUGCUGUUACGUAUAUAAAUGAACAUCGAGAAAUUCGUACAUAUCGUUUGCCAGCAUUAGAACAAUAUGGUUGUUCAAAACAAUUAUUUACACGUAUUAAAUAUGCUAAAAGUAUGGUUGAUAGAAUAUUAGCAAAUAAAAGUAAUCAAAAUCGAAUUCAUUAA
Messenger RNA from Adineta steineri, 1965 nucleotides. The record is from the annotation of a GenBank genome assembly. NCBI's taxonomy places the organism in Eukaryota, Metazoa, Rotifera, Eurotatoria, Adinetida, Adinetidae.